AUGGAAGAUGAUAACAAUAAUAAAAUAGUUCAGGAUGAGCCGGGUGAAAGUUACGAAUUCAAAUACAAUUUUGUCAACACACCUUGGGAUGAUAGAACUUUGAAGAGUAAAGUUGGAAUUGUCACCCUUCUUAUUGCGAUAUUUACAGCGACAAUGGCUUGCGUUAUUCAUAAUUUGAUUACGCAUUUCGAUAGAUCAUCUCAUCAUUUAAGUGAAGAAACAAACUGUAACUUGGUGAAAGUGGAUGAAUAUAAAUAUGUAGCGAGGAUUCAUUUGGUAGAAACUCAAGAGUUGCUGUGUGUUGGAGCUGUGCUUAGCCUUACUUCAGUUCUCGCAAAUAGCGUUUGUACGAAGUCAGGUCCUAUCCGCAUGCGCCUGGGGAGUCCAUCGGAUCCUCGAUGUAAAAAGGGAUUUUCAGUAGACGUUCUAGAGCCAGUAAAUUACGAAGGCGUGCUCUCCAAACUGGUCCUAUUAUCCAGCUAUGAGAAUAUGGCAGAAUGCGUACAGACCGCAAUUAAAGUGGGAAAUUCUGUGAACUGGAAAUCGCAAGCUUAUAUCAUUGGAAGACCUUUACGAGGUGGCAGAUCCUUGUCGCGACAGCCGGCCAAUCUAGUAGACCUCGAAAGCCAGAACCCCGGUUUUUCAUUGAGAAAUCCGAAUAUAAAGGAAACUAUCUGCGUAAUGGAUCUUGGAAAAUGCCCGGUGAGGGCUGGAGACCUGUUAGUUCAAAACGGUUAUCUUAUUGGUUUGGCCUCUACAAGUAACCAUGCCAUGGACCAAAGUAAACUGGCGUGUUUUGCUGAUAUACGAGUCGUGCGAAAGGGGCUGAACAAUAUAGAUUCUGACAUCAUUUCAGAAAAAUAG
This is a messenger RNA of Ostrinia furnacalis (Asian corn borer), 864 nucleotides long. RefSeq lists its product as uncharacterized. The transcript is spliced from 2 exons. The coding region runs from base 1 to 864 and encodes 287 amino acids. The record is from RefSeq and is a predicted model, not a curated record. Lineage: Eukaryota; Metazoa; Arthropoda; Insecta; Lepidoptera; Crambidae.